Cladocopium goreaui is the source of this 453-nucleotide messenger RNA. The record is from the annotation of a GenBank genome assembly. NCBI's taxonomy places the organism in Eukaryota, Dinophyceae, Suessiales, Symbiodiniaceae.
UAGCACUUAAAGCCUAUCCCAAAGCCAGAUUGAUUGCCAAUUCGACAGCAAUGGCAUUGUUUCGCUUCAUCUCUAUGGUGCUGGCAGCAUGUGUGGCAUGUGUGAUGGGCAUCCGUCCAGACCACGAAGCACUCUUGCAGUCCGAGAAGGAGACCAAGGAGAUCACGAAGCUUCCAGGGAUCGGAGAGCCAUGCACCAAAUCCAGGUUCAAGGCAGACUGCGACAAAUCAUCGGGCAAAGAUGUGGCCUGCGAUACCAUCAGACUCCAGAACAACUACCGCUGCUGUAUCAAGGCAGGUGAAAAGGAAAAGAAUUUACCCCUGGAUGGCAAUCGUGACACUUGCUGCAGCGGCCAGACAUCUACGUACGAGGGCAAGGAGUACUGCUUCUGAGAGCCUCGCGGCGCGGCUUGAACUUAGUAGCUACUUAGUAGCUGUCCCGCUGGAACGUGGC